Messenger RNA from Lynx canadensis (Canada lynx), 4500 nucleotides. RefSeq names its product FRAS1-related extracellular matrix protein 2-like. The record is from RefSeq and is a predicted model, not a curated record. The transcript is spliced from 4 exons. Bases 40 to 972 code for a protein of 310 amino acids. Lineage: Eukaryota; Metazoa; Chordata; Mammalia; Carnivora; Felidae.
AGCGACCCGGUAGCAGCUGAGUUUAGCUUGAACACCCAAAUGUACCUACUCUCCAAGAAGAGUCUCUGGUUGUCUGAUGGAUCCAUGGGAUUUGGGCAAGAGAGUGAUGUCGCCUUUGCAGAAGGUGAUAUAAUUUAUGGUCGAGUCAUGGUAGAUCCUGUCCAGAAUCUAGGUGAUUCCUUUUACUGCAGCAUUGAGAAGGUGUUCCUGUGCACUGGAGCUGAUGGCUAUGUUCCCAAAUAUAGUCCCACGAAUGCAGAAUAUGGCUGCUUAGCUGAUUCUCCUUCGCUCCUGUAUAGAUUUAAAAUUGUGGACAAAGCUCAGCCAGAGACACAAGCCACCAGUUUUGGAAAUGUCCUGUUUAAUGCCAGACUAGCAGUGGAUGACCCUGAAGCUGUUCUCUUAGUGAAUCAGCCUGGAUCCGAUGGGUUUAAAGUCGACUCAACAGCACUCUUUCAGGUGGCUCUGGGCCGAGAGUGGUACAUACACACCAUCUACACAGUGAGAUCGAGAGACAACGCCAAUCGAGGUAUUGGCAAAAGAAGCGUGGAGUACCAGCACCACUCUUUGGUGAGUUCAGGGAAGCCCGGGGCAGGUACCAAAGGCCGGAAGAAGAGGGAGAUGAGGAGCCCACCCCCGCUGGCCUGGGAAAUAGGUGCUGAAAACAAGCGGGGAACGAACAUCCAGCACGUCGCCCUGGACCGCACCAGCAAGAGGCAGAUCCCCCGCGGGAGAGUUCCUCCUGAUGGCGUCCUCCCCCGGGAGCUCAACCCUCCCAGCUCUGAGGUCAGCCUGGUCACGGUGGUGGGAGGCGUCGCCGUGGGGUUACUCACCCUCUGCCUUGCCGCCAUCACAGUGACGAUGUGCAAGAGCAAGAAGGGCGCCCGGAGAAAGGACGCCCUGAAGGGCUCGGGCAGCAGCAAGCCCAUGAUGCCCCCCCAGAGCCACCGCAACGACAGCUCGGAGGUUUGAUGACCACAGGUGGAUUCAGCCUUUUCCUCAAGUGCCUCGGAAAGACGAUAGAAACCCAAAUGCUUCCGUAAACAGCAGAGCUUUGGGGACUUCUGCUACGAAGCUGCUCAGAGGACCUGACCGGACUACUGAACUUGGAUUUGAAUUCUGUCUACUCUUUCAUGCGUCACAGAACAAAUUCAGACCGCAGACCGCAUCUUUCUUCUUGCCCAAAAGGCAACCUACGCAGAGCCAGCGAUGGACCGCCAGGGAUGUACUUCACGUUUAGGCAUUUUCUCCACACAGUGGAGACAAAUCUAUUCAGAGGUGCUACAGACUCCGUCAGAAGUUUAAGAGGAGUCUAUUGUUGCUAUGUUAGUCUGAACCUUGAAGGUGCAAUUAUCACAUCAUUUAUUCACUGCCUAACAGUUUAUUACUAGGACGGUUUAAUUGCUAGUCUGAAAGGAUGAUAAACACACUGUUUAUUAUGACAAGUUUUCUAACAGGCGAAGACAGCACAGAAGUAUGACCAGGGAUAGCUCAACCCAUAAUUCACCUCUUCUACUACAUGGGAGGGAAUGGAAGGAAAGAGAGAGGGAAGUAACUGACUAGUUUGGAUUUGAAUUAUGGUGCCCUUGUUUUAUUUGCUUAUUUAAUUUUAAAUUAAACCAAAGAAUAUGUUCCAUCUGGAAGAGAUUGUUGAAGAAAGACUUUGCUGUUAUAUAGUGAGAAGUAGUCGAGUUCUUGCAUGGUAGUAUACCUAAUUGGUGCUCAGCAUUUGUGGGAAAUGAGAGGGUUGGUGGCGUUUGGAUGAUGAAGAAAUGCUAUAGCGUUAGAUUUGCAUUUAUAAGACAAUGUUCUCUAAGAACUGAGCCUAGAUAUUUGCAGUAUUGAACCCACAGAUGAUAAUGAAAAAUAUCAUUACAGGUGGUGGAGGGAGAAAGUGAUAUUUAUUAGCAUAACGUGUUUAACCAAAGUGCCUCUAUACACAUUUUAUAGAACAUUUUGCCAGAUGACAUCUGAGGUUAACCCUCAGAGUAGCACAAUCACAUAACAAUGUCCAGAACUCGAACUGGCCAUAGGACAUUUCAUUAACUUGCUAAUCAGCAUCUGGUCUCAGCCAGGGGACUCUCUGCCACUGUCAUUCCAGAGGUGGUCUUGGAGGUGCCUUCUUCUUCUUUGAUCCAGGAGGAGAGUAGCAUUCUGUGACAUCUGCAAUUCAGGGAGCUGGUGCAGUGCGAUCCCUGAGUAUCUGAAAAUGUAAUGCUUAACACCGCUUACAGUGUUAAAAACCAAGAAACAUAGGGAGCUUGCUUGGCAAGGCUCCUGUCACCUUUCUGGGAAAAAAAAAAAAAAUGUGCUUUUACCAAAUGGCAGAGAUUUCGGUUGGAAAGGGAAGGAAAAUGUCAGUGGUCUAAUGACCAAUCUUCCAAAAGCUAGUAAAUGUAUUUCAAGCAAAAAGAAGGUCAGGACAAAAAGAACCAUGCCUAAAGACUAACCAACCCUCAAAUGUCGCCUGGAAUCCCCUUUCACUUGCAUCCAUAGCCUGGCCACACUGGACAUCUAGUGGAAUGGAUCUUACCUGGUGUCUGUGAGCACCAACCAUCUCUUUAUUGGAAAGAAAAAAAAAAGAAUCUACACUGGUGCUGAGAGAGGUGAGAAGUGUCUGAUACUCGCCUCUCUUCUUUUGGGCAGCUCUGCACUUGACAUUCAAAGUCUUUCAAAGAACAUGGUGGACCGUAGUCCCCUUCCAUUGGGGAAUUUACAAAUGUCACCUAUUACUCAAAGGUGUCCCCCCACCCUGGGACUUACAUAAAGUACUGGAUGGCCCAGGAGUUCAGUUGUCAAAUAAACAUCAGUGCUUUCUUAAUUGUCCCCUUUCCUUUUGCUUCGCAUUCUGGCAGAUGCUUGGCUACUUCUUCAGUUAUCUCGUAACUAGUAUAGGCAUAAGCAUGAAUGACGCAGCUUCAAAUGUGUGGACUUCUCGUGACUUAGCAUGGGGUUCAAUUCACUUAGAUAGUGAGAGCAAGCACCCUCAAUUGACCUUAUGCUACUUUGGUAGCUUGGGUGCUUCAGAGCCUACCGUGCGGUCUUGGGCGUCUCUGUCGCUGAGUGUAGUAAUUAGCGAAGCAUCGUUACAACGUGUCUGUUUUGAGCCCUUGGGCCACACUGGCUUUGUACCAAACUUCACUCCACAAUUAGUUUUUCUAGUGAGAUUGCCAUAUAUAAAUUGGAGAGUUUAUAAAAUACAGAACAUGUCCAUCCUUUUCCUAAUAAAGAAGUUUCUUCCUCUCCACCCAUUUCCUUCUCUCUUUCUCUCCCUUCCUGUCUUCUUCUUUUCCUUCCUCCCCUUGAAAACAGAGAGUCUGUGGGAAGUAGGCAGAUACAGCUUUCUUAAGUAUAAAGUGUUUGGAUUUCAGCAUUAUUUCUUUUGUAUCUAUUCACUUAAUAUGUGAUUUAAUAUACAUUAAUCAUAAAAACUCUUUUUAGUGGAAGAAAGAAUCCGGCAAAAUGCUUUAUUGUUCAAUAAAGCAGACCCUUUUUUUCAAUAUUUUGUUUUUAGAGAAUCAUGCUGGUAUUAUCAGAUCCAAUUACAUAAAAUAACUUCCCAUAGACAACAGGAUGUAGCUAUAAUAGCUCCUUAGGUGCUCAGUAGCUUCCGACCCUAAUUAAAACAAGAUUUUCUCGAUGUUGCAUAGUAAACCCAAAACACAAGUAUAUAUAUAUAUAUAUAUAUAGAGAGAGAGAGAGAGAGAGAGAGCCUUAGUAGCUCCCCUAGCAUAUGAACUAUGAAGAAUUAAAAUACGUAAUUAUGUUUUAAUCAUGGUUUUACUUAUUCCAGUUCAUUCCCUCUGUUAACAUUUACUAAAUGCUUUCCUAGAAUUAGCCACUUUGAGAGAUUACACAGAAACCAAGAUAUCCUCCCUGCUCUCAGGCAGGUUAUGCUCAAAUGUGGCAUUUCUCUUAGUCUAAAGGAAUCAAGAUUUACAUUAGGUCCUCCCCUGGACCAGGAACACACCAGGCGUAUCUGUGAACCACAAUUUAAAAAUCUCUCCAGAGCGCUGACAGUGGCUCUAAUCUUUUUCAUCUGAAAGAACCCCACAUGUUAUAGAUCAUUCUGAUUGUGGAUCUCAUGCAAAAUGUUUCAGAUCAAUAAUUUAAUGGAAUUGCCCUUCAGAAAUCUACACAGAGAAGGUACGUUGCAGGGAUGUGGAUAGCCUUGUAUAUCCUUUUCCUCUGAAUGGAAGACAUGCCUACUUUAUUCCAAGAAUGGGAUAUAACACAUAAACUCUUGUUCCAGUCCGUGAAUAUCCCCAAUACCUCCUGAAGUGCACCCUUCCACAAGCCUCCACAAUGUUUGAAUAGUAUGAGUAAAGGCCAACUGAAAUUCUGCCAUGCUACUGCAUAGCAUUUGUGAUAAGAAGGACGGAUUCUAGGCUCAGUACGAAGGGAUUUAGUUCUAUAUGCAGCAAACAACUUCUUUAUCAAGUUCUCUUACCUCUAAGUCUUUCCCAGGGAACCGACUCCAAGGUCCAUUUUAAAAAUGGA